AAGAACAACAAAAAAUCUUACCGAAAAUCGACCAGUCCUCCUCGUAAGCCUCGAACACAACCGAACCGAAGAUGACGUCAUCCGGCAGGUAAAAAUGCGUCACCACAGCAUCGGAAAACGACUUCCACCGAUCCAACGAGGCCGUCCGCCCCUUGGAAAUUAAUUCCAAAUUCUCUAAACGCGUCCCCCCCCAAAAAACAGCCCCAAAAAAUCAGUAGCGUCACAAUUUUCUUGUACAUUAUUUCUGUUAUCUAUUUGAUAAGAUAAUUAUUGUAGAUGAGUGCGGCCCCAUUUUUAUAUUAUUAUUGAUUUAAAUUUAACCUUGAACGGUAAUUAUGUACUACACUAUAGCUGUCUUUGUCUAAAAUUGAGUUCACUUUUGGUUUAAAUGUCAGUGCAUUGUCAACAUAACCUCACAUAAAAUAUUAUAGUAAACAAAAGAUGGAUUUCUGGCAAAAUACUCUUGGGGCUCCCGUAAAAAUAGUCGCCCCCAUGGUGGACGCGAGUGAAUUGGCUUGGCGCAUGCUCAGUCGUAAAUACGGGGCCCAGUUGUGCUACACCCCGAUGUUCCACUCGGGUUUGUUCGCCCGAGAUCCGAAAUACAGGGCGGAGGCCCUAGCGACUUGUCCCGAAGACACGCCACUGAUAAUACAAUUUUGCGGGAAUGAUCCUGAAGUUGUCCUGGAGGCGGCGCUGCAGGCGCAAGACUAUUUUUCGGCCAUUGAUUUGAAUUUGGGGUGUCCGCAAGCUAUUGCCAAAAGAGGGCGCUACGGGGCUUUUCUGCAAGAGGAUUGGCCGCUUUUACAUCGAAUGGUAAACCUCUUAAGCACCAACCUAAAAAUCCCAGUGACGUGCAAAAUCCGCCGCCUCGAAACCAUAGAAAAAACAGUGGCGUACGCCCAAAUGCUAGAAAACGCAGGCUGCAAAAUGCUCACAGUCCAUGGCCGCACCCGAGACCAAAAAGGCCCUUUGACAGGCCUGGCCGAUUGGUCCUUUAUCAAAGCUGUCAAACAAUCUGUCAAAAUACCUGUCAUUGCAAAUGGAAAUAUACAAAACCUACAAGACUUGGAAAGAUGUUUGACAGAAACUGGGGUUGAAGGAGUGAUGACAGCUGAAGGGAAUUUGUACAACCCGGCGAUUUUCUUAGGCCGCAACCCGCCUUCAUGGAAAAUGGCCUUAGAAUAUUUAGAGUUGACAGAAAAGUUUUCUUGUCCUAAUAGCUAUAUUAGGGGGCACUUGUUUAAGAUUUUUCAUCAUGUAUUAUCUUUGACAGAAAAUAAUGACUUAAGGGUGCAACUAGGAGCUGCCAAUACCUUAGAGCAAUUUAAAAAUAUUUCAAAUAAAAUCAAAAUUUCAUACGAAAAAUACCAUAAGGGCCUGUCAAUUUGGCCUCACAGUGACAACUAUGACAUGACAUUGCCUCCUUGGUUAUGUCAGCCUUAUGUCAGAAAUACCGCCUCAGCAAGUUUAGCAGUCAACAAGAGACAGUACGAGGACCCUGAAGGCAACCCAAUAAGCAGGAAAAAGAUGAAAAAAUUACGGCGAAUUUUACGAAGGCCUGAAAAACUUGACUCAAGGCCUGCUAAUAUGGAAAAGUGUUGUCAAUGUCAAAAUCCUUUGGGAUCAAAGUGUCAUUAUAGGUUGUGCAGGAAAUGUUGUAGGGAUAAAUGUUUUUUGGAAAAUUUGGAUUGUGAGGGACACAGGAUUUUGGUUAGGACUAGGAGGGAGAUGGCCAAGUCCUAUGCGCUUCAAAAAUUAAUAAAAUAAAGAA
This is a messenger RNA of Ceutorhynchus assimilis (cabbage seed weevil), 1771 nucleotides long. The record is from the annotation of a GenBank genome assembly. Lineage: Eukaryota; Metazoa; Arthropoda; Insecta; Coleoptera; Curculionidae.